AUGGCAAUGUUUGAGGACCUCGGCUACUACAGGGCCGUGUGGGGGAUGGAGGAGCCGAUGGCGUGGGGCAGAGGCGCGGGCUGUGACUUCCUCGAGAAGCCGUGCUCAGACAAAAGCCCCACCGAGCACCCCGGCAUGUUCUGCGAUAAAAAGACCGAAGUCAAAACACUUCGCUGCACGUCCAACCGCCAAGCCAUCGGGCAAUGUAGUACGAACGCUGCUGGACGCGGCGCCGACGAAAAGGAAACCUGCCCUGUCUUUUUCCCGCCUAAUGAGCACAUAUCACAACUAUUCUGUAACGUGGAAGUAACCAACGCACCGCCCGGAUCCCUCCAUGGGGGUGGCUCGUGGUGCCUCGAUGCGGAGACACUGGAGGCCAAGAGCAAGACGAGUGAUGAGGUCUACACCAAAGUGCACGCGGUGUGUGCGGGGGUGCAGUGCGAGGCGGGCAAAGUGAAGGUGAAGUACGUCGGCGGCGACGCGUGGCAGGAGUGCCCCGAGGGGAAGUUUGUCACGCCGAAGUCGGCGCACUUCAAGGACGGCGGCAAGAUCAAGUGCCCGAAGUACGAGGA
Molecule: messenger RNA, 572 nt
Organism: Trypanosoma conorhini
Lineage: Eukaryota; Euglenozoa; Kinetoplastea; Trypanosomatida; Trypanosomatidae
Product: surface protease GP63
Exons: 1
Biological process (GO): proteolysis; cell adhesion
Cellular component (GO): membrane; cytoplasm
Molecular function (GO): metalloendopeptidase activity
Source: RefSeq, a predicted model, not a curated record